This is a messenger RNA of Leguminivora glycinivorella, 1627 nucleotides long. RefSeq lists its product as uncharacterized. The transcript has 4 exons. The record is from RefSeq and is a predicted model, not a curated record. NCBI's taxonomy places the organism in Eukaryota, Metazoa, Arthropoda, Insecta, Lepidoptera, Tortricidae. Gene Ontology annotation, molecular function: zinc ion binding; nucleic acid binding. The coding region runs from base 178 to 1578 and encodes 466 amino acids.
ACCGCUUACAUAAAUCUGAACUGAUUAGUAAAAUAUUGCUUUGUAAUGUCACCGUGACAGUAGUAACAGUGAAGUGACACUGACGUUUCUUAUCGAAAUGGUUUGGUUUACACGAGAUUUACUACACGUGGAUUUAUAUAGAAAAUCAGAAAUAAAUUUACUCGUACACUCAAUAAUAUGACUCGUUUCGCUAGAGCUAAAGGCUCUAAAGCCUCGAAUGAAAGGGCUCCUGAAGACGCAACGCCAUGGGAAGUAAUGAAAGAACAACUUAUGCAGUCGAAAAAAGAAAAAGAGGAAGCAAGCAAGAGGCAAGAGGCAGAGAAUCAACGCAUAGAAAAUUACGAAAACUUUCUGAAGGAACAGAAAGUGUCCAAACGAAAAGCUACUUGGUGUGAUUUUCCCGAAGAGGUUCCCAAAAAACGGCUUCUACCUCUAAAGCAGCCAGUAGAAAAUAACCAGCAGGGCAAAAACCCUACAGAUCAAGUCAAUGAAUCUGUUCAAGGCUCAGCUCAAGAAAAGAAAAAUAAGAAGAAAAACAAAAAUAAAAACAUGUUAGAGAAACCCGAACCUUCUCAUAUUAAUGAAGUGAAUGGGUCUACUGAAACUAGUGCACCUCAGGAAAAUAGUAAAAAGAAGAAGAAAAAUAAAAAUAAAAUAACAGACACCACACCAGUAGAGGCAAAUACAAGUCAAGCAACACCUGAAAUGACAACACCACAAGCUGAAAAGAAACAAAAGAAAAAGAAUAAAAAGAAACAAAAAGGUAAUAGUGAUGGGAAUAUUACACAAACAGGGACUCAUACUCCUAACACUACUGGGCAUAAAUCCUCUCCAAAUAAAGGCAAUCCACAACAAACUGAGAAUAACAUCAAAAAGAAAAAGAAGCCAAAAAUGGUUAACGGCAAACCUGCCAGACGAAAGGAAAUCAAUGACAAGAGUUUUCAACUGAUAAUAAACACUAAAGAAGUUGAGCUAGUCAGGUUUGAUGGUUUCCCAAUAAUGAAAAGGGAUGCUGAGCGUCUCACAGAACUGAGGAAUAGUAUGAUAAAGAAAGGGAUUCCAAAAAGCGAGGUACAGAGGACCAUGAAGUUAGAAAGAAGGAGAGCUGAGAAGGCUCUAGCAAGGUUAAAGAGAGAUGUGUGUUACAACUGCAGGAAAGGAGGUCACAACCUCUCGGAUUGCCCGGAGUUGAAGUCAAAGAUACCAGGAGUGGAUGCCGCUGAAGGAAUUUGUUUCAAAUGCGGCUCAACAGAGCACAGGCAGUUUGAGUGCAAGGUUCAGAGGGACAAUGAGUUCAGAUUUGCUACUUGUUUCAUUUGUAGGGAGCAGGGGCACUUGGCCAGGCAGUGUCCAGAUAACCCCAAAGGUUUAUAUCCUAAUGGUGGAUCCUGCAAACUGUGUGGAGAUGUCACUCACUUGAGGAAGGACUGUCCUACAACGCAAGGGCAAAGGGAAGAGACAUCCCUGAAACUAAGCACUUUGGAGAGUGCAGACAACAUUGAAGACAUAGGCCAGCAGGUAAAAGUUACCAACUCUACUGAAUCAGCGAAAAAACAACCCAAGAAGAUCAAAUUUUAAUGUAUGGUUAGUCACUGUAAUUGUAAAAUAAAAAAAUAGUGAUAAUGUU